AUGAAGAAGAAGGGAAUAGGAAAUGCUUAUAAACCGAAUGACGGACAAGAUGAUGAUUUUCUGUUUGCGCGGCAGUUGAUCGUUACUGCCAAAGGUAGGCAGGUGGCUGCGCAGAGUCUUAUGACACUGACCCCGCGACGAGGGAAGCAAAAGGCAAACGAUACAGCCUUGGCUUCGAUAACGGAAACGUUGGAGCAGGAGCCUUGCGGCUAG
Molecule: messenger RNA, 213 nt
Organism: Akanthomyces muscarius
Lineage: Eukaryota; Fungi; Ascomycota; Sordariomycetes; Hypocreales; Cordycipitaceae
Exons: 4
Coding region: 1-213 (70 amino acids)
Source: RefSeq, a predicted model, not a curated record